AUGGGGUCCUCUUCUUCAUCUGGAUUGGCCUUCCUCCUGCACCUUUUUCUGCUCUUUGACAUCCUUUUUGCAUUUGACAAGGUUCUGACCGUGCGCUACGGCGUCUGCAUCUGCGAGACGUACCCAGAGAAGACAGAGAGCCAGGGCAAGGCUCCAGUGGUUUUUGCACCGUACAGGCAAAGCCCGUCUUGCUGGGUUUCAACUUCAGCGGAUCUUUCAGACUUUGAGCUCACAUCAUUCGCGCGAUUGUGGUCUUCUUCGCGCCAUUGUGAGAGCCAUGCAGAACCAAAAUGCUCCUUGGAGGUGCUUGCAUUGCAAACAGCUUCGCAAGCAAAGCGCGACCCAUUGUCAGACUUGCCAGUUGCCAUGGCAGACGGCAAUGGAUCGUAUCAAAGCCCUCGAAAGAAAUCACCAAGAGGAGGCAAAGGGAUAUCCCAUGGGCCCUCCAUUGCCACCACCGAGUGGUCCACCGCCUCCGUGGGCUUAUCCUGGUGCACCGAGCAAUAUGAUGCCGAUGAUGAACAUGAUGCCGAUGCAGAAUGUUUCAGUGCCGCAGCAAUGUGCUCCCGCGCAGGCCUUCACCCCGUUGGCCAUGCCUGCGCCUGCAUGGUGCAAGAGGCGGUGCCGAACGAACUCCUCAACUAUUUGCAGAAGCGCUCCGUGGAUUUACCUCCGGAUGUGCAACAAAGAGUCCAGACAGAGUCGAGGAAGCAAGGAAAGAGGGCUAUCAAGGAUCUUCAAGCAGCAGCCAAGUCUCUGGGAGAGGCCCGCACUGCCUACGAAGAAGCCCUGGUUGCCCGUACCCAGCAUAUCAGCUCCUGGAAAUCCUUUUUGGCAGAGGCUGUGAAAAACUGGACGGAUUAUGCCAAGCUUUUCGAACAGCACGAACAGGCCUUACAGUUGAGAAUUUCAGCUGCAAAGGACCAAUUCCAGGAAGCCAAGGAAUGCCUCGAUGCUUCCAAAACCUCUGCAGGACAAGUCACCGAGAUCAGCGACGAGGAGGAACUUCCGGGCGACUCCGAAAAUUCAGCCAUGCAAAUCACCGAAAGUAUCCAGACGCUCUCCAACUCCUUGAUGAAGCUCUCCAAAGAAGCAGAGUCUAUCAGGUGGAAGGACCAUCAGCGAAAAGACCCAGAAUGGAAGAGAAAAAGGAGGAGGGAUUGGCUGGAGACGGUUCGAAGCAGCCUUUCAGCUAGGUUGAGUUUUGAAGAUGACUGGAAAUUUCAUGCGUUUUCCUUGCCUUCUCAUUAUUUUGCCUCAGGGAUCACACCAUGGAGUGGAUGCCAGAAGAUUGCGGAGAUGAAGCAAAGCCGCUUUCACUUUUGCCCUUGGCAUGAUGGAGGACUUGUACGAAGUUGCGAGCCUACACAUGCACAAGAACACCAUCGAAUUGCGUCCACUCCUGCUGAUUCAUCCCGGGUAAAGAAUUUUGAGAAUGAACAGUUCAUCCCUUCCUUCAACUUUGACAAGACGCCUUCAGAUUCCAGCAACCUCACUGGUCGACUCUCCGGCAUGAGACAGCACUUUGCUGACAAUGCUGUAGUAGAUCCCAAUGAAGUAACUGGGGACACCUCCAGUCAUCCUGGAAUCAUCGAGCAAUUCAAAAUCACUGACAACUACUAUGACAAUCCAGCACGUCGCAUCCAACAGGAACCUGAAGAACCUGAUCCCGACGUCAUUCCAGACAUUCAUGAAGCACCACAGUUUGCUCAAGAUCUUCAUGCAAUCGCUGGACGUUUUGCCAUAUAUGAUGAUCCAGAUGGAGAUGGGAUUUUACGGCUGAGAACCUGGUAUCUUCACCAUCAACACAUGAUUGUGAACUUCCAUUCCAGGACCGUUGAACUGGAUGAAGAUUGGCGGCGUUGGUCCGAUGAUAUCAUUGGCUCUUGGCGAACUCACCUCCAUGCUGGUGCUAGUAUUUUCUUUCAUCUUGUCCAUCCAGAUCCUUACAGAGGAUAUCUCAGACAAGAAGUUCAUUGUGACGUCAUCAUCACGCAAGGCAACGAACUGCCACGACGUGCAGGGCUCCUGACUGUUCACUAUCAAGGAGAACAAACUGACCCGCACACUUAUGCAGUUGCGAGUUCCCUGGAGAUGAUUGUCAGUGGCAGACGUUUAGUCGAAGCGGCUGAUGCUGAUCAAUGGCUGAAUCACAUGGGCAGAAUACGCAAGAACAUGACUAUGAAGAAGCUCCGCAUUUUGGGGAAUUUGCCCAGACACUUUGCGACCUUCUGUCCAGGCAAUCACCAACCACCACCAGAUUUUCCUCCUCCUGAAGAUGAUGGUAGCGCUUUUUUGCAACAUUCCAUACGCAGCUUUGUGGCUUCAUGCUCUGCAUGGCAGGUUCAGUGGCAGCCCAUGCAGCUUAAAGUUUCCCCAGCGCAUGUGGUCCAACCGGCGAUUCUUAGUGCAAGCCAUGAUCAACAGCAAGGACCUGCACCGCAAAGACCUUUCAGUGGUUUUCAUGGCAGAGAUUUUGACACUCUCUCCAAUCUCUUUGCAUCACACUCCAUGAUUGAAUGUGAAGAAGAAGGUCCCAUUGCUUAUGUUGAUACUUGGUACAUCCACCAUGAACGUCAGCAACAAUGUCGAGCACCACGCGCUGUUCGGCUCCUCCAAGAUCCUGCGGAAUGGCUUGAAGACCUUUUGGCACCCUGGCGUGACAUCAUUGAUCCGACCAUUGCCAUCACGAUCUUCCUUGUGAGACCCUCACCCCCAUGCACUCAGAUGGAAUGUCUUCUUGCCCAUUUCAUCAUUGAACAGGCACCUAGACCUGAGUGGGUUGUCGGUCUCAUCUCCAUCCAGGAAGUGAAUCCUCAGGGAAUUUCCAUUGAUCAUCGUGCCUUUUCCUUGCCUUCAUUGAUGUGGGCCCAAGCAGUGAUUCGAGUUGCGGGCAUCCAGGAACGAUGUCGUUUCCGCAGCUGCACAGUCCAAAGAGGAGCCAUACCUUUUGGAGUUUUUGACAUGGACCAUGUGGAUCCUGGCAUGAGCUUAGUUAUUCAUGUGCGCGACAGAAUGCCCUUUGUGGCGUCAAGUUCCAUUGAGGGUGACAUCAGUGGACUCAUGCAGCGCCCUCCAGAUCCUCAUGCAGCUGCCAGACCACCUGCCGGGCCUGCAGCGGCGGAACUCCACGAGCACUGGCGCAGAACUGCCUUUAGUUGGGAGGAAGAAUCGGCUUCGACAUCGGUCAUCACAUGGUUCGUCGAUCAAUUUCAUCAGCACCUUCACUCAUGUUGGCAGCCUCGAAUUGUAAGGCUUUACGAAGAUUUUGAUGCCUGGGAAAGGACCAUGCGGGCUGCCUGGAAUGAUGUUCAAUUGCCAGGAGCUCCCAUUUUGUUCCACAUAGUGCUUCCAGUGCCACCAAAUACAGGGCCAGAAAUUGCAGCACACGUGCUAUUGGUUCAAAACCCACAGGACACGCUCUCUUCCAGUGUUGUCACGGUGUUUGAAGCCAGUGCAGAAAUUGCUCGGCUUAGCCAUCAACUUGCUGUUACAACUCAUGAACGCCUUCAUCUGGAGCACUUAGUCACUGGACUGGGUUUGGCUGGGAGAUGUCUUCAUCCUGGAGCUCCGUCAAUUUGUGAAGCAUGGGUAGGAUCCAUCGCUCUUCGCAUUGGACAUCCAUUUCCUGCGCGUGAUGGCACUGGCACCAUCUUGCAACUCCGCAGGCGGCCGAACUUCCAGGCACAACAAGCUGCACAGGCUGAUGAUGCCAAUCUCCUUCAGAUUGGAUCGCAGUUGCAUACCGGACGAGAGAGGAAUGACAUGGCGCACUUUGCUUAUCUUCCUCAAGAGGAACCAUGGCAAGCCAUUUUGCAUUCCAUGCCAUAUGAGAAGGCCACGGAAGUAGAGCACAUGAGGCAUCUUUACAGCCUGGGCUUCGAGAAAGCGGUCAUUUUGAAAACUCUCAGUUGUGAUUUUGGUUUUCACGAGAUCCACUUCAAAGAGGCCUCAGGUACGAUGCAAGCUAAGCUGAAGCAGCCACCAGUGCUUCCUCCAUGGCCACAACAUCAGCCCAAACGUCCCCAGGGACCCAUGUAUCAACCAGACAAGGUCGGCACAACUCCUGAGUGCUCUCUUGCGUGUGGCAUCACAACGGACGACUUGAUGGCUUUCUUCAAUUCUUCAAAGGGCACUUUAUGCACUUCCUUUGAGAACCUCGACAUGCCAGAGCUUUGCACCCAGCAUUUUGCGACUUUGGCACAUCAUUGCCAUUUUGACCGUUUAGUCAUUUAUGCUGACGGAUCUUCGCAAGCACGCAGCCGACACAUCUCUCCGCAGCAGAAUGAGGAAACUGGAACACCCGAUGCAUGGUGCUUCCUUGUGCUCGGCGAAACUUAUACAUCCGACAGCACAUCAGACAUAUCGCUCAUAGGCUGGUCUGCUCAUCAUGUCAGAUGCGAUGCUACUCAGGACUGGUACGUUGGGGCAGACCGAAUCGGCUCGGCAAUUGCCGAACGUGAAGCCCUGUUUUGGGAGAUGAUUUGGAGAGUGGGACAAAAUUCCAACAUUCCCACUAUUUUUCGGAGCGAUUCAAUGCUUACACUUCAACAAGCUCGAGGCGACAUUGGUGCCCUUUGCUGUGAUGAGUCCUUCCAAAAUUUGCGAGGAUGCGCACAAUUGUUGGAAUCAGCGCUUGCCCCAGGUGACUUUGUCCUCGAGCAUAUUCCUGGCCAUGCCGGGGAUCCUUUCAAUGAGUUCUGUGAUUGGGGUGCGAAAGCUGAAGGAUUUGACAUCUCCCCUCCAGCUCUUCCUCCUGAAGAACUGCCUCCGACGGUGAAGCAAGGCCUUUCUGGUCAAAGGAUCCUGGACUUCAACAUCAUCAUCGCCACUGGCAAUGUACUCUCCCUGGGGCGCGGCCCUGUGGGCUUCAGAGGUAAGCUGGACUACUUGCGCUCCCAGUUCAAAGAUCUUCAUUUGAAUUUCUUGGGCGUUCAAGAAACAAGGGCAGACGCUGGAUCCUCCUUACAGGAAGGCAUCCUCAGACUUUCCUCUGGCGCAGACAAGGGACAUGGAGGUGUUGAACUUUGGUGCAACCUUCAGCAACCAAUUGCGAUCAGCAAGGGCAAAAGCAUUUGCCUUGCGAGAAGUCAUUUUACAGUUGUCUUCCAUGACUCUCGUCGUCUUCUGGUUAGAGUCCUUCAUGACUACUUUGAAGCGUGGUUCUUGGUUGGUUAUGCACCACACAGUGGCUACAGCGCCCAAGACAAGGAGAAAUGGUGGAAAUCCACACAAGACGUUGUGACCAAUCAUGUUGAUCAUUUCACGCCUCUCUUUGUUUGUAUUGAUGCGAAUGCAGGCCCUGGUGAACCAGAUGGGACUCACAUUUUUCAACCGGGCUUUCGAACUUCAACAGGAACUCCUUUUUUGAAGGACUUCCUUACAGACCUUCACCUGUGUGCGCCCAUCACCAGUGCAAUUCAUGAGGGCACCACAUGCACGUGGACUUCCCCGACACAAGAGGAGUUUACCAUUGAUUAUGUACUCAUUCCGGCGCAUUGGUUGCAUUGGUGCUCAAGAUCCUGCAUUUUAGAGGACUUCGAUCUUGGAAACAAAGUUGUUGAUCACGCGGUGCAUGCUGUUGAACUCAAAUGGCAACAGACGUUCUCAGCUUUCAGUUCCACUGGAUUGUCACACCUUGGUUUUGAUCGCAAUCGCAUUCAGCAACAUAUGCCAAAGGCUUUCCAGCCCUUCGAAAUCCAAGCAUGGUCUUCAGAUGUUGAACGGCAUCUCAAGUGUAUCAAUGAACAGCUUCACUCUCAGAUGCGUCGGAAUUGUCCUCGACCUAAACAAGGACCCAAAAGGCCUUACAUCGAUGAAGCCAUUUGGAAACUUCGCAGGCAGAAGCUGGAUCACAAAGCACAACUCAAACACAUUCGCCUCCUCCUGCGUCGAGAAACAUUGGCUCGGAUCUUCACAGCGUGGAAGACACAAGACGAUAGUCAUCGAGAAGCCUCUUUCUGUUUUGGAACCACUUUGCGGAUUGGCCUCUUGAAACAUGGCUUAGGACUCAGACGUCAAGCGGCCCUUUUGAAGCAACAAAUCAGCUUGAGCAAAUCUGUUGCCCUUAAAGAGGUCAUCAGUCAUUUUACACAGUCCACUGGAGCGUCGGAAAUUCAACAGAAACUACGACCCUUCAUGGGAUCCAGCAACAAGCUGAAGCAAGGCUUGGCUCCGCUGCCACUGAUCAAGGAUGCGCAAGGACAACCUUGCACAUCACAGACAGCCGCCAUGAAUCGUUGGAUUGAAUUUUUCAGCGAGAUGGAAGGAGGGGAACGUGUUGAUGAAGUGUGUCGCCAAGUCGCGCCUGGGAAAGCAUCGGGGAUGGAUCGAAUUCCAUCUGAAUUGAUGCGAUAUUGCCCCCGUGAUGUGGCAAAGCAUCUCUACUCCCUGCUGCUGAAGAUUGCAUUGCAAGGACAGGAGCCACUAGAGCACAAGGGUGGCUACCUUAUCCCCAUUUGGAAAGGGAAGCUUAGCCGCGAUUGCUGUCAUGCCUUCCGUUCCAUCCUCAUCUCCUCGAUGGUCGGAAAGACACUCCACAAGGCCUUGCGUACCAAGCAGACAGAGCUGUAUCAGACAUAUCUUCAUCAACAACAGUUGGGAGGCCGUAAAGGCAUCUCCGUGGUCCUAUGUGGUCAUCUGGUCCGCGCUUUUUUGCGCAUUUUCGCUGCACGAGGUGACUCGUACGCCGAUGUGGUGUUUGGGUACUUAAUGUCACGGGUCUUGCAGAGCUUUGAAGCUGAUCUUGCGCACACCCACAUCCUGUCCCAGUUCCCAGCAGAGCCCAGCAUUGACCUGCACUCCAGCGGCUUCCCUGAUCAGGAUACUCCGCCCCAGACACUGCUUGGCCCUUGCUGGAUGGAUGAUUUGGCCAUACCAUUGACAGCGGAGACGAAUGCAGUUCUUCACCGCAAUCUACAGACAGCUACUAGCUGCAUCCUGGAUACUCUCCGGGCUCAUGCAAUGACGCCAAAUUUGGGACAGGGCAAGACUGAAAUUCUCUUCAAGCCUCGGGGUGUAGGAGCGAAAACAUUCCGGAAGCAGCUCUUUGGUCCUCAUGCACCCAACUGCAUCACAGCCAUUGGAGAAUAUGAUACUUACAAGGUCAACCUUGUCAAUUCGUAUCUUCAUUUGGGAGGGCUGACGCACUACACAGGAGACCUCCGCAAAGAGAUCCGCAGGAGGAUCGCAAUUGCGCAUCAGAGUUUCAACAAACAUCGCAAAAUCAUUUAUCAAAAUGAGAAUCUCCCUAUGGGAAGAAGAUCAGAGAUUUUCUCGAGUUUGAUCUUAAGUCGCCUCCUUUAUGGCGCAGAAACCUGGUACAUUCAUGAUUUGAAAACCAAAGAGUUCCUGCACAGUGCGAUCAUCAAGCUCCUGAAGCGUCUCCUUCGCUGUUCGGCAGAUGAUCACAUCACGGAUGAGGAAAUGCUGCAUCGCAGCAACAUGCCGACUCCCACGGCUCUUCUUCGACACAAAAGACUGAGCUACUUGUGCUCUCUUUUGAACAAUGGACCCUCAGCCCACUGGGGACUUUUGAAUCAAGAUCAAGAUUGGCUGGCACUGAUCAAAGAUGAUCUUCAAUGGAUGGGAGAUCAACUGGCCAACUCAUGCAUUUUCUUUGUGUUGCUGCACAUUGGCGAGUGCAAAAAUCCCUUCAAGGCCAUGCUCUUUGGAAAGUGCAAGACUUUCGCUGGGGAAGGAGCUCACAUGAACAGAACACACGGUCAAGCGCAUCCUGUCCGUACAUUGAUUGAUGGAACCCAAUGUGGAGCAUGCCUCAAGGAAUAUGUCACUUUUAGCAAGUUGAAAACCCAUCUCAUUCGUGCCAGUGCUUGCCGACAGCAACUUCUGGGUCGCAAGUUGAGAGUAGGAUUAGGACCUGGUGAGGGAUCCACUUCCAACACGGCCCUUCAACAGGCAUGGGAUGGGCGCCUUCCCCCUCUUCAAGCUGAAGGUCCUCUUCUUCCUCCAGCAUGCCCAAGGGAUUUUGAGCCUGAGCAUUCUGAGCUUUUUGAGACUCUGUCCCUCAUGAUCGUUGAGAUGGAUGAAUCCGGACUUGAGUUUUUUGAACAUGAAGCGAGGAAGGUUAUUGCGUGUCUUCCAAUUUCAUGGACCUUGUGCGUCAAAACCUUGCGGAGCAUUCAAGGAAUGCUUCCAUGUGCAGAUUUGAGAAACAAUGAGCAGACCAUUGGCAAGCUGCAGACGUGCAUUGAUGGUUUAUGUGAUUCGGAGACGUGGCCCUUUUUGAGACAACCGUUGAGCCGGCAGGCAUGUAUGCCCACCCUAGCGGAGAUUGAGAAAGAGUUUGAACAGGCAACUCUGGAUUUUCAGCCGCCUGAGAUUCCGCCUCUUCGUGAUAGCGACAAUCUUUGGGGAUUUGAUUCUCUGAGCUUGCGAGAAGCCCAGCAAGUGGCCAUUGGCAACGAGCUUCUUCUCUUCACGAUCGAGCUCCUUUACGCUUUGGCAUGUGCCGCAGGUUUUGGUGUCGUUGAACAUCCCAAAGAACCAGACGACCCAGCCAAGCCGUCAAUCUGGAGAUUGGCAAUCAUGAAGCUCCUCGUUCAGUUCCCAAGUGUCGAGGUCAUUGAUUUGGCACAAGGUCUGCUAGGUGCUCAUUCACCCAAACCAACGCGACUCCUGGCCUUGAAUUUGCCGACGCUGAGAGGGCAUUUGAGAGCGCACCAGGUGACACCUGACCUUCCAAAGAGAAGCGCCAUCGGCAAAGCUGAUGAUGGCACAUGGCGCACAUCACCUUUGAAGGAGUAUCCACCAGCCAUGAACAUGGCUCUGGCAAAGUCCUUCUGUCAAUGGUUCCAUGAUCAUGCAUCCUGUACAGACUUUUUCAUGGAUCCAUCUUUUUUACAAAGAUGCCGUGCGAUGACGUGCCGCACUUUUGGCGAUUUCAUUGGUCCCGACUUCGGUGGAUGA
Molecule: messenger RNA, 8928 nt
Organism: Cladocopium goreaui
Lineage: Eukaryota; Dinophyceae; Suessiales; Symbiodiniaceae
Source: the annotation of a GenBank genome assembly